This is a messenger RNA of Mesocricetus auratus (golden hamster), 1465 nucleotides long. It is a transcript of the gene Actl9, whose product is annotated as actin like 9. NCBI's taxonomy places the organism in Eukaryota, Metazoa, Chordata, Mammalia, Rodentia, Cricetidae. Gene Ontology annotation, molecular function: protein kinase binding; nucleosomal DNA binding. Gene Ontology annotation, biological process: cell motility; axonogenesis. Gene Ontology annotation, cellular component: cytoplasm; axon; NuA4 histone acetyltransferase complex. The transcript has 2 exons. The coding region runs from base 165 to 1412 and encodes 415 amino acids. The record is from RefSeq and is a predicted model, not a curated record.
CAAAAAUUCCCACAUCAACUGCCCUUUAGUUAGAACAAUGAAGAGCCAUAACCUCUCCAUGGGAAUAGAGGCUGUGCUCUGAGGACUUGAUCAGCCUUUUCUACUGGCACCCCAGAGAGAAGAGGUCCACCUUAUGAAACAGCCUCUUCAGGCCACCUGCAGCCAUGGAUGUCAAUGGACACCCAAAACCCCAGCCCUCCUCAGAGACUCCUGCACCUCUUGCCCUGAACUCCAGCACACUCCUGGUAAAUAAGAGUCUACAGAAAGAUUCCCUCAACAUGGUUGGUGACAGGCUCCCACCAAAGACAGGUGCUGUGGUUAUUGACAUGGGCACAGGCACCUGUAAGGUGGGCUUUGCAGGACAUUCUCAACCUACCUACACCGUGGCCACCAUCCUGGGUUGCCAGCCCAAGAAACAGACUGCCAAGGGCCGGUCGGAGCUGGAAACUUUUAUUGGGGAGGCAGCCCGUUCCCGCCCUGAGCUGAGGUUGGUGAAACCUAUUCGCAAUGGCAUUGUGGUGGACUGGGAAGCAGCGGAACUAAUCUGGCGACACAUCCUGGAACAUGAUCUCCGAGUGGCCACCCGGGACCACCCCCUACUGUUUUCAGAUCCACCCUUCAGCCCCACCACCAACCGUGAGAAACUAGUAGAAGUGGCCUUUGAGUCUCUGCACUCCCCGGCCAUAUACGUGGCAUCUCAAUCUGUAUUGUCAGUCUAUGCCCAUGGGCGUGUUAAUGGACUUGUUGUGGACACUGGCCAUGGCGUCAGCUACACAGUGCCCGUUGUUCAGGGCUACAACCUGCCCCACGCCAUCCAACGCUUAGACCUGGCCGGCAACCAUCUUACGGCCUUCCUAGCAGAGAUGCUGCUGGGCUCUGGCUUCUCGUUGCGACAGGAGGACCUGGACAUGGUGGAAAACAUCAAACAUCGUUACUGUUAUUUGGCCUCAGAUUUCCAAAAGGAGCAGGCUCGUCUAGAUCAGGAAUGCAAGCAGACCUUGAAGCUGCCGGAUGGACGGACUGUCACUCUUGGAAAAGAGUUAUUCCAGUGCCCAGAGCUCCUAUUCCAUCCCCCAGAGAUACCAGGACUGUCGCCCAUGGGCCUCCCAGCCAUGGCUGAACAGAGCCUCAUCAAGGUGCCUCGGGAACUACGGUCCCACGUGGCCCAGAAUGUCCUCCUUUGUGGAGGCUCCUCGCUCUUCACUGGCCUAGAGGGUCGCUUCAGGGCAGAGCUACUGCGCUCUCUGCCACCCGAGGACCACGUGGUGGUGAUGGCACAGCCCAACAGGGACCUCUCCGUGUGGAUUGGGGGCUCCAUUCUGGCUUCGCUGCAUGCUUUCCAGUCCUGCUGGGUCCUGCGGGAGCAAUAUGAAGAGAGGGGACCUCAGGUUGUAUACCGAAAAUGCUACUAAGAGGGGACAAGGUGGGAAGGGCUGAAGGCAGUAAAGCUUUCUUGCCAAGCAAA